Ipomoea nil (Japanese morning glory) is the source of this 1414-nucleotide messenger RNA. RefSeq names its product probable S-adenosylmethionine-dependent methyltransferase At5g38780. The coding region runs from base 156 to 1274 and encodes 372 amino acids. The record is from RefSeq and is a predicted model, not a curated record. The transcript is spliced from 4 exons. Lineage: Eukaryota; Viridiplantae; Streptophyta; Magnoliopsida; Solanales; Convolvulaceae. Gene Ontology annotation, molecular function: S-adenosylmethionine-dependent methyltransferase activity. Gene Ontology annotation, biological process: methylation.
AUAAUGAAAAUUGAUGGCAAAAGAAUCUAAUGUCCGAUCACUCAACUCCACUACACGACAUUGGUAUCACUGGGCACUAAAAUUGCAUUCUAUAUAGUGUGUGUAAGAGCCUCAAGCCAUAGCCAACUCCCAAGCCAUAACACAGCAAAAGGCAAAUGGAUCAUAAGAUGACCAAUGAGAAUGCAUGCAAAAUCCACAUGAACGGUGGCGAUGGCCCUGAAAGCUACACAAAGAGUUCUAAGUACCAGAAACAACUAAUGAAUUAUUCAAAGCAGAUCACCAUUGAGCUAAUUGAACAGCAGCUUGAUGUCAAAAGCUCUUGCUUCGAUCCCUCUAAACCGUUUCGAAUGGCAGAUUUUGGCUGUUCUAUGGGACCAAACACGUUCAUGGCAGUGCAGUACAUUACUGAAGCAGUGCAACAAAAAUACUGCAAGAAAUGGCAGGAGGAAUCUGGGAUGAUACCCGAGUUUCAUAUCUUCUUUAAUGAUCUUGCCGAGAAUGAUUUCAAUGUUCUGUUCAGAAACAUGCCUACUAACUGCCCUCGCCAUUUUACUGCUGGGGUACCCGGUUCCUUCCAUGGCCGCCUUUUUCCAAAGGGCUCCCUGCAUCUCGCGCACUGCUCUUGCGCGCUUAUGUAUCUCUCGAGGCUCCCUAAGGAAAUCGUGGAUAAAAACUCCCCUGCUUGGAACAAAGGCAGAAUUCACUACAGCACCCCGGGAGCAGCAAAAGAAGUCAAGGAGGCGUAUUCGGGUCAGUUCAGACAAGACGUGCUUACCUUUCUGGAUGCACGGGGAGAUGAACUUGUUCCCGGAGGUUUAAUGGUGAUCAUAAUAGUCGGGAUUCCUGAUGGCGUCCUUCCCUCCGAAAGUAGCAUCAGUAUGAAUAUCGCCAUUCUCGGAUCCUGCCUGCAGGACAUGGUGAAUAUGGCAAGAAUACCAGAAGAGGAUUUCGAUUCAUUCAACCUUCCAAUCUAUCAUACAUCUCCUACAGAAUUUGAAGCACUGAUAAAAGAAAAUGGAUUGUUUGAUAUCAUCAAGUCUGAGAGGUUACCUAAUCCAUUUACAAAGGAAACAGCAGCAGAUGUUGAAAGAGGUAUUUUAUCCACAAGGGCUGUUUUCCAGGCACUAAUCGAGGAUCACUUCGGGAAAGACAUCAUAGAGGAUUUCUUCAAACUUUACUCGAAAAAGCUAGCUGCAAAUCCAAUGUUGUUUCAUGAGAAAUAUCGCCAAGAAGGCAGUUACUUUGUGUUUCUGAAGCGAAAAAUUGCAGAUUAGAAAACAGAAGUAUAUCAUUGCAUGCAUAGACUGUAAUAAGCAAACCUCGAAACAUUUGACAAUGGUUUGCUCAAAUAAAGAAACAAUGCAAGUAAAACUUAACUCGAGUUUCAAAUAUGAUCGCUAUGGCACUUGCCAAA